This is a messenger RNA of Scutellospora calospora, 120 nucleotides long. The record is from the annotation of a GenBank genome assembly. Lineage: Eukaryota; Fungi; Glomeromycota; Glomeromycetes; Diversisporales; Gigasporaceae.
AUGCCAAAAUUUUCAAAAAAAUGUAUUCAAAUGAUACAACUAACUGCUAAUUGUGAGAAAACCAAAAGACUUAAGAAAUUCACAGAUACUUUUCAAUAUCUUGAUGAAGAUUUUAAUAAU